Penicillium olsonii is the source of this 1941-nucleotide messenger RNA. The record is from the annotation of a GenBank genome assembly. NCBI's taxonomy places the organism in Eukaryota, Fungi, Ascomycota, Eurotiomycetes, Eurotiales, Aspergillaceae.
AUGUUCUGGGGUGCGUUAUUGCUUCUCCUGUCAAGCAAUGCCGUCGCAUCGCGCCACGAUGCGGACUUGAUGUCCUUUGUGACGCUCCCCGAGGUCCGAGCCUUGAAAUGGGAGAUUCAACACUACGACCGCGAGCGCAUGGCGCCCGGGUAUAUCUUCGUGGCGCCGUACGGCCAGAUUUCCCCGGAACACCCCACACAAAAGUACCAGCAAUAUCAAGUCGGUCCUUAUAUUUAUGAUGACAGUGGUAUGCUGAUCUGGGCUGGUUCGCCCAUGUAUGAUAACGAGAACACCUUCGAUUUCAAGCCGGUCAACAACAUCGACUCAAAACCACACCUUUCGUUUGUGGUGGGAUGGGCUGCGGACCAUUCGAAGAAGGGCCACGGCGCGCUGGUGAGCCAGCAUUAUGAGGUGGAGAAGGAGGUCCAGGUGAUUAACGACCUGCACGAUUUCAACAUGCACGAAUUCAAUAUCUUGGAAGGUGGAAAGACAGCUCUAGCGUGUACCUACCGUAAUGCGCGCGUCAACCUCGCCGAUUUUGGACGUCCCACGGAAGAGAGUUGGGUCACGGUGGGUGGAUUCGUUGAGCUGGACGUCGCGACGAGCGAGGUUUUGGUGCAAUGGGACUCGCUCGACAAGAUCGCCCUCCACGAAUCGAACAUGUUCCACGCGUCGGAUGGCGUGGCUACCGGUGAGCCUGGCUGGGAUUACGUCCACAUCAACGCGGUCGACAAAAACGAGGCAGGUGACUACCUGAUCUCCCUGCGAUUCACCAAUACCCUCUACCUGAUCUCUGGUCAGGAUGGCAGCAUCAUUUGGCGCCUAGGUGGGGCAGAGAGCAACUUCGACCAAGACUUCACUUUCUCCAAGCAGCACGAUGCCAAGUUUGUCUCCUCGAACAGCACCCACCACGUUAUCUCGGUGCUGAAUAAUGCCUCGGACGAGCGUGGUAACGACGAGAACACCUCCUCUGGCCUGAUCAUCGAGUUGGAUACUUCUGUCACCCCCAUGACAGCCCGAGUGAUUCGCCGCAUCAACCGCCCCGACAGUGGUCUCACUCGACUCCGGGGCAGCUUCCGCCCCCUGCCCAACGGCAACUACUUCGCCGGAUGGAGCGAGCGCGGCUAUUCCAGCGAGCAUGCCUCGAACGGUGACCUUCUCAUGACCGCCCGCUUCACAUCGGACCGUUACUCGACAUACCGCUCUUUCAAGGGAGAGUUCACCGGUCGCCCCGUCGCUCCUCCGGACCUGGUCGCAAAUGUAUACGGUACUGAUGACAAGGACACAACGACCCUUAUCCACGUCAGCUGGAACGGUGCGACGGACGUUGUCCAAUGGAAGUUCUAUGCUCAGUCCUAUGAUCGCGGCGACCCGGUCUACAUUGGUUCCACCAACAAGACCGACUUCGAGACCAUGUAUAUCGCCGAUGGCUACAUGGACUGGGUCUCAGCCCAAGCCAUCGAUGCCGAGGGCAAUGUCAUGCACACCUCCAAGGUCAUGCGCACCGAGAUUCCUAGCAACUGGAUCUCCGCAGGCUGGAUCGGCGCCACUUCCGGCCCCAGCCCCGAUGACCCGUCCAUCAUUGCCGCUGCCAACGAUGCCAGCAAGCUAUCCUCCGGCUCUAGCGCCAGCGACAAAGGGACUGAGUUCAUCAACGACAGCACCUCCAACUCCACCGGCUCUAUCGCCUCCAGCGACCACUCAGCGGCCCAGUACGCCGAUGCCAAGGAAGUCGCAAAGGCCGUCUACAAGGCCUACGACAUCAUCCGCGGCAUCGGUAGCCUCCUCGUCUUCCUCUUGGUCGUCGGUGUCCUCGGUGGUGCCGGUUACGCCAUCUGGCGAUCCGUCCGCGACCGCCGCAAGCGCAGCUACCAGCACGUCCCCUCCGAGGAGGGUCUUCCGACGGAAGAAAUCCGACUCACCUCCACCGGACGCGAGUAG